AUGAAGAAAGAAGAGGGUCCCACGGAGCAGGAACUGUGGCUGAAGAAACAUCCUCAUUGCAAUAGAGACCCAGAAGAGGACCCAAGAAAUCAGAACACCAUUGUGCGGACACAGGCCAUGGAGAGGAUCCGAGACUUAUAUAGACGGAUCCGUAAUUUUAUUGGUGAUCGAGCUAGCUCCACAUUCUGCAAAUGUCUAAGAAAUAAAGUCACCAUCCCAGUCUAUGGCUUGUUGAUCAUCAUAGUAGUUCUGGUAGUGCUGGUAGGAGUGUCGGUAGCAGCUCUGGCAGGAGCUCUUUCAGAUCCCUUUGGUAGCCCCUCAUGCCCACACAACUGGGUCGGGUAUGGAGGGAAAUGCUACUAUUUCUCAGAGGCCGGAGAAAACUGGAACAACAGCCAGAGCAACUGCUCCUCCUUCGGUGCCUCCCUGGCUGCGAUCGACACCCCGCAGGAAAUGACGUUCCUGCUGCGCUGUAAAGGCAAACUUGACCAUUGGCUCGGCCUCAGGAGAGAGCAGGACCAGCCCUGGAAAUGGUUCAAUGGCACCAAAUUGAACGACCUGUUUGAAAUUAAAGGAGGCGGACACUGUGCUUAUCUGAGUGAUGGAUUUGUUGGCUCUUCAAGGUGCUCCUCACACACAAACUGGAUUUGCAGCAAACAUGACGCGUAUACGAUGGGAAAGGGAACUGCACAGCCCGGGAUAUGAAAGUUUGAGAAUCAUCAAAAUGUGAUCUGGAAAAGC
Molecule: messenger RNA, 741 nt
Organism: Chrysemys picta bellii (western painted turtle)
Lineage: Eukaryota; Metazoa; Chordata; Testudines; Emydidae
Source: RefSeq, a predicted model, not a curated record